Molecule: messenger RNA, 4510 nt
Organism: Cynoglossus semilaevis (tongue sole)
Lineage: Eukaryota; Metazoa; Chordata; Actinopteri; Pleuronectiformes; Cynoglossidae
Gene: phf12b
Product: PHD finger protein 12b
Exons: 15
Coding region: 664-3771 (1035 amino acids)
Biological process (GO): negative regulation of transcription by RNA polymerase II
Cellular component (GO): nucleus; Sin3-type complex
Molecular function (GO): protein binding; transcription corepressor activity
Source: RefSeq, a predicted model, not a curated record
UCCGUUUUACAGCGCAUGCGUAGCUGACGGUUCGCGGUUGCGCCAAUUGGUAGAGGAUGUUGCUAGCAGCCAGUGUAGAUGCACAGGCUUUUCACAACAAUAACAUCAACAAAUUUUCCAUCUCUGCGAACCCGAAUUGAAGAUUUUUAUUUGCAGAUCAUUGUCGGAAACUGUGCAUUGGAUCGCACAACAUCGAAAUCAUUUCUGCGUUUUGUGGCUACGUCUUCUUUUGAUAAUGGGAGCGGAGGGCUUUGCAAAUUUACAGGGCUUCUUACUGCUGGAGCAGAAAGAAGGAUCAUGGCUGGCCAGCUAGGCCGCAGUUGGGGUUUGUCGCUUACACGAACAAUCCGUUAAUAAUAUAAUACUGUUUUUAGACUUGGCAUUGGCACACAAAAUGUUGUGCUAAUCGAUCGCCAUUCAAAACACGCACAUAUCGGUGAUUUUUGUUUUCUUUUGGGGGCUUUAUAGCCCGUUAGCUUCACAACCUUGACUGGCUGACGUCUUGCCUUCGUAGUUAGCCGGCUAACGAUAGCUGGCAUCGCUUGGCCAACCACCCGUUGGAUAAAACGCCAGGAAAACACAUUAACGUGGGAUUUGCUGUUGUUUUGAGUCGGUUGGCAUUUUGCAGCUCCGUUCCUCUCAGUAGCGACUGAGUCUGGAUGAAUGUGGGACAAAAUGGAGACCCCGACGAUUGUGUACGAUUUGGAUACCUCUGGGGGCUUAAUGGAGCAAAUUCAAACACUGCUGGCGCCUCCGAAGUCAGAGGAGGUCGAGAAGAAGAGUCGGAAGUUGGUUAGAGACGUGAGAAGGAGCGGCAGGGCCACCAACCACGACACCUGUGAUAGUUGCCGGGAAGGGGGAGAUUUACUGUGCUGUGACCACUGCCCUGCAGCUUUCCACCUCCAGUGCUGUAAUCCUCCUCUGAGUGAAGAAAUGCUCCCUCCAGGAGAAUGGAUGUGUCAUCGCUGCAAUGUCAAGAAAAAGAAGCGGGAGCAGAAGUCAGAACAGACCAAUGGCCUGCCAGACAGGCCAUCAUCAAAACGCUCAGCUUCUCCAGCCAUGGAGCUGGAGCUAAGUGCUGGCCCGUUACGGCUUGAUGGUCUACCUCCAGGGGCUGGAGCAGCAGGACCUGGUUUACGGGUAGCCCAGGUACGUCUCUUGGACCGCAGGACCAGCAGUAGGCCAAGUAGUCGUCCUGGGACACCUACCUCCAAUACUUCUUCCACCCCGACUCCCUCUGAAGAUCAGAAUGAUGUGGAAGAGGAUGCAGCUGAACCAGAAGAUGAUGUUCAGGGUGUGGAGCUCGAAAGUGUUACACCAUCUGCUCCUACCCCACGGCUUCUUAAAAGGCCCUUCCAACUUCUUAUCGCAGCUGCUAUGGAAAGAAACCCCACUCAGUUUCAGCUGCCCACAGAGCUCACCUGCACUACUGCACUGCCAGGCAGCAGUAAACGAAGGAGAAAAGAGGAGCUGUUAGGGAAGCCUUUCAGAAGACCUCAGCAUGAAAUGGAUCCUAAUGGGCUGGUUCCUCUUCCAGUCAAAGUCUGCUACUCAUGCAACAGGAGUUGCAGGAUGGCUCCAUUGAUCCAGUGUGAUUACUGUCCCCUUUUGUUCCACAUGGACUGCCUGGACCCUCCACUCACAGCUUUACCUGCAGGCAAAUGGAUGUGCCCGAACCACGUGGAGCACUUAGUGCUUAACCAGAAGAACCUGAGUCUGUCCAGUCGCUGUCAGCUCUUUGACCAGUUCCAGGAUAGAAUGUCCCAGCAUGCUGUCAAGUUGGACUUUCUCAGUAGAGUCCAUCGUCAAAAUGCACCCAACAGACGCAGCUCGCUCCACCAUAAUAAAAAGACGAUCAAGGUCCCAGAUGCCAUUAAGUCCCAAUACCAGAAUCCUCCGCCCAUGUUACUUCCUGCUCGUGUGCGUCAGUUGGAGCUGGUUUGUAGCGGGGUUCCUGACCAUCUGCCUUCACGGCACUUCACAACAGAGGCUGAACAAAAGGAGUGGCUACAGAACGUCAUCGCCCUUCAGUGCAGCAUUAUGCGACACCUGUCAAUCAAACAGAAGGCUUUUUCAAAGGAGUCACUUAAAUCGUCCGAGGAGACAGAGCAGAAAGUCAAUGCUAAAUCAUUUGCAAUGGCAGAAGACGUUAAACCUCAGGUCUCUUUGGGAAGGACUUCCCCCAACGAACCCUGCUUGAAGCCCUGCAGUACAACCGAUGACCAACAAGGGAGUACUAAUUUAAGGCCCACGCAAGAAAAUGUGGGCACCUGUAAAUGCAGACUGACCUCCUGUCAGAAAUGCAGGGGAGUAAAUGGACCUUUAGAAGAUGAGUCUCCGCCACCCAAGGCCAAUGGACCCGUAGAUUGUAACAGUUCGUCAGUCCCCAGCAGACAAGCGGAGCUGCAGUGCAGAACCCAGCCCAGUGUAGCUCCCACAGAUCCCCCUCCUACCUCCAGUUCGGUAAACCACAUAGGUACACAAAUGGUUAAAAAGGAGCCAGAAAGCACGACUGAGAGUUGCACUCCAAAAAUCUGCUCAACUGCCCCGACGAUAUGGCCCCAAGGUGGCCAACAGAAUCAUAGGAACCAGACGGUGCUUCAGACGGAGGAGUGUACAACCAGCAAUGAAAAACGUUCGUCCUCCGUCACCAGCAGUGCCAUCGCAGACACACUGCCCAAAGGCAAUCAAACGGAGUGUGAUCCGACCAAGUCCGGGUCAUUGUCCUCCACUCCAGAGGCAAAGACCGGAUGUGGAACUGACUCACUGGUGCCCAGCAGCCUCUCCUCCAUCACUGACCUGUCAAAGUGCAUUGAUGAAAAAGAGGGUGAAAAUGGAGGCAUCAUGCUGGAAAAACUUGAUGCAGAAAUGAUCAAACUCCUUGCCUGGCAGAGGAUCCAGCAGCUCUUCCCCACAAAAACACCCAGCUCCCUUCAUCCCACUGAACCUCCUAAAACCCCUAAACCUGAUGGUCAGAAGAAGGUUCAGGCCCGAGCAGUUUUCUAUCCAUUAGCAGGAAAAGGAGAAGCUGUCAACAUGUGCUAUAGGACGUUAUACAUAGGAUCAGGUGCUGACAUGGAUGUGUGCCUUACAAACUACGGUCAUUGCAACUAUAUAUCUGGGAAACAUGCCUGUAUUUUUUAUGAUGAGAACACCAAGCACUAUGAGCUGCUCAACUACAGUGAGCAUGGCACCACCGUGGACAACGUCCUUUACUCAUGUGAUUUCUCUGAGAAGGUCUCGCCAACUGUCCCCAGUGGCCUAGUCGCCAAAGUCCAAGGCAUCAUACGCCGCAGUAAGAAACGUGAAGAGAGAGAGGGGCCCGACUCGGCGGUGGGUCUGCUGCCAGCUAUAGGGGUGAUGAGUAGCCAGUCUCAGGGCGGCUCAGAGCUGUCGUGCACAUGCAAGUCGAGCAGUUCCAGCUUAAUAGGAGGCAGUGGGGCAGGAUGGGAGGGAACCGCCCUGCUCCACCACGGGAGCUACAUCAAACUGGGCUGCCUGCAGUUUGUCUUCAGCAUCACAGAGUUUGCAAGCAAGCAGCCCAAAGAAGAACAGACCACCACCCCUGCUGCGGCUGCUACUUGCAGUAACGGCAGCAGUAACGCAGCCAGCAACACCACCCACCCUGCCCCCACCUCCACAUCCACCCCGCCAACAGCACCACUGCCCAACACUGCCACAGAGAGCAGUCCCUCCAGCCAGGAAGAAACUGACGCUGAGAUUGUUCCUCCCCACCAAAUUCCCGAAUUGCACUCCAGCUCUGUUCCAUAGCCCGCCCAGAACCCCCUCCCCACCCUCUUUUUGUUUUGCACCUCUGUAGUUGCAGUGAAGGGAAAUCUGCACAGCUGGUUGGUCAACAGGGAAAAGUAAUUUUUUUUAAUGGUUUAUAUCUUUGCAUGGACUUGAAGUAUUAUUGACAAUCUCUUCUGUUUUUGAAUGACUGACGGUAAUCUUCUGUUCGUUUUAUAAGGAUUUUGAGCAACAAUAUUUUACCAAUGCUCGUUUUUUUUUUUUCGUUUUUUCUUUUUAACCAGUAUACUAGUUUUGUAUAGUGUAAUAUUACUCUGUCAGUCAUCCCAUUUAGCACAAAGUGUUUAUUUUGUAGUACUGUUUUCCAUACAUUCUGAUUUCUUUUGCUGCUUUUGCACCCCAGGUAGCUAUAUAUGUAUGAAAACAUACAUGCAUAUACACUAUUUUAUGUAAAUAUAAUGUAAAUAUAUAUAAUUCAGUGCCUCUCCUCUGGAGAAGCAUUGGAUUUCAUGUAGAUUUACCAUUUGUUGGUUUUUAACUGUACAGUUCAUGACUUUGUGAUACUAUGUAGAGUACCAGAGGUUUUGUGAUAAAACAUGUUCCUAGUCUGUAUUUUCCUCCGUAAUUCACCUGUAAAUAUCAUAUUGUUUUAGCACUCAUUUUAACAUCUUGUGCUGCUCUGUACAUAAGCACUCUUUGUCUGUAUCUGCUUGUCUGUUCAAACAUGUAAAUACAGAAAGAUUUUCUAAGAACAACUCAA